This is a messenger RNA of Arvicanthis niloticus (Nile rat), 3605 nucleotides long. RefSeq names its product WAS/WASL interacting protein family member 1 (gene Wipf1). NCBI's taxonomy places the organism in Eukaryota, Metazoa, Chordata, Mammalia, Rodentia, Muridae. Gene Ontology annotation, cellular component: actin filament. The record is from RefSeq and is a predicted model, not a curated record. Gene Ontology annotation, biological process: actin filament-based movement. Gene Ontology annotation, molecular function: actin binding.
GUUCCCGGAUGGUCGCAGCCUCCCGGCGCGGAGCGCUUUUCCUGCCCGCCCCGGCUCAGCCCUGCGGACCCAGAGAGAAGUUUCCCAGAAAAAAAUGCCCCGCGCGCCGCGGGGCCGAGAAGCCGCCCGGAGCCGCCGCACGAUUUACCCUCAAGACUGCUGAAAUUCUAACUAUCCAAGAUGCCCGUCCCUCCCCCACCAGCACCCCCACCGCCACCAACAUUUGCCCUCGCCAACACAGAGAAACCCACCUUGAAUAAGACAGAACAGGCUGGGAGGAACGCCCUUCUCUCUGACAUCAGCAAAGGGAAGAAGCUAAAGAAGACAGUCACCAAUGACAGAAGUGCCCCGAUAUUGGACAAACCAAAGGGAGCCGGUGCCAGUGGCGGUGGUGGCUAUGGUGGAGGCAGCGGAGGUGGAGGAGGAGGAGGCGGCGGCGGUGGUGGAAAUUUUGGAGGGGGUGGUCCGCCAGGAUUGGGAGGAUUGUUCCAGGCUGGAAUGCCGAAGCUGAGGUCCACUGCCAACAGGGAUAAUGAUUCUGGAGGAAGCCGACCGCCGAUUUUGCCACCAGGAGGAAGGGCCACAUCUGCCAAGCCCUUUUCGCCACCAAGUGGCCCGGGGAGGUUUCCCGCACCCUCACCAGGCCACAGGAGUGGGCCCCCAGAACCGCCCAGGAACAGAAUGCCUCCCCCGAGGCCUGAUGUGGGCUCAAAACCAGAUAGCCUUCCCCCUCCGGUACCAAAUACGCCAAGACCCAUUCCGUCGAGUCUGCACAACCGGGGAUCCCCAGCAGGGCUGGGAGCCCCUAGGCCCCCCUUUCCCGGAAACCGAGGUGCUGCUUUUGGAGCAGGCUCUGUGCGCCAGAACCCCUCGAGCUCCUCCUCUUCGUUCCCCAGGCCUCCUUUGCCCCCCACUCCAAACCGGGCCUUAGAUGACAAGCCUCCUCCACCACCUCCGCCCGUGGGCAACAGGCCUUCCAUGCACAGAGAAGCGGUCCCCCCUCCCCCCUCACAGAACAACAAACCUCCAGUGCCUUCCACCCCGCGGCCUGGGUCGGGUUCACAGGCACCACCUCCUCCGCCACCGCCCAGCCGGCCAGGGCCCCCUCCUGUGCCUCCGGCUUCCAGCGAUGAGAUCCCCAGGCUGCCACAGCGGAACCUGUCCCUCACGUCCUCUGCACCUCCCUUGCCUUCACCUGGACGCUCGGGGCCUCUCCCUCCCCCACCCAACGAGAGGCCCCCUCCUCCUGUGAGGGAUCCUCCAGGCAGAUCAGGCCCCCUCCCACCACCACCUCCGAUAAACAGAAAUGGAAGCACACCUCGGGCCCUGCCUGCCACCCCUCAGUUGCCAUCCAGGAGUGGAAUGGACAGUCCCAGAAGUGGGCCUAGGCCUCCUCUUCCUCCUGACAGGCCUGGUGCUGGGGCACCGCCCCCACCCCCACCAUCCACAUCAGUUCGAAAUGGCUUCCAAGACUCAUCUUGCGAAGAUGAGUGGGAAAGCAGAUUCUACUUCCAUCCGAUUUCUGACUUGCCACCUCCAGAGCCAUAUGUACCAACAACCAAGACGUAUCCCAGCAAAGUGGCCAGAAAUGAAAGCCGGAGUGGAUCCAACAGAAGAGAAAGGGGCGCCCCACCCCUUCCUCCCAUCCCCAGGUGAUCUCGGCCGGCCUGCUCCACUCUACCCAAGCUCCAAAGCUGCUUCUGUUGUUGCUGUUUGAAAACUGCACGCCCUUCCUCUUGCUUUGCUCACCUCAGAGAGAGUAGGAAGGAGGACCGGAAGCUGAGGAGGGCUUCCCUGCGUGUGGGGGGUGGGGAAAGAAGCGCCUAGCUGUUUAUGUUGUAUAUAUUCCUGAGCUAUUGCUUGUAUCAGCUGCAGCCUGCCAGGGGCGGCUGCUCGGAUCGAUAAGCUUUUGUCAUAAGUAGACAGAGAAGAAUUGUAUCCCAGCUUUCGGCCCCACAAGGUCAGACUUUCACUGCUUUUUUGCUACAGGCUGUAGUUGUUAAAUUCCCUGAGAGCUGGUUUUCUCUAUGCCUUUCUUGCUCACGUGGCCUCUGGUCUGUUUCCACGAACCACAGACCGCCCAAGCAAGUUGCUGAGCAAGCCUUACAUGAAGCCCUGUGGUUGCAGGAUGUCCAGUCUUUGGCAGUCUGAGGUAGGCUCCAGGGCAGAGCUGUCUGAGAGCCCCAUUCCCAGUCUUAAAAUGACCAACAGCCAUGUUUUAUAAAGGCAAAAGGAAACAGAUGAAAAGAAUUCCAUUUUACUUAGCUCUGUGCAUCUGAAAUAUCACUUCGACUUGUAUUAUUAAUGAGAUAUUUACAUUUUUUUUUUUUUUGGUACUAAGUCUUUACACUCCAGUAACCAUUCUGUACUUAGAACAAACACGUGGCCAGAUUUCAAGUGUCCACACGUGCCAGAGCACCACACUGUCAGACAGUCUGGGAGACAGGAGCUAGUACAGAAAGCUUGUGCCUAAAAAGGCAAAUUGAGUUUUAGCAAUUCAAGAGAUGUCCCAAGACAAAGUCAGAACUUGAUACAAUGUUUGGCAGGCAGUAAGAGCUUGUUUUGCCUUUUUCCUUAAUAUGUAUGUGCAGGUGUCUUUUUCAAAGUAUCUUAGAAAUGUAUCUAGUACAGUUUACAGUCGCAUGGAAUAAAGCCACUGCAAGAAAACGGAAACUUCUGGGCACUUGCUGGCUCAGAACCAGCUGACUUGUACACUCGCUGGUCACUGGCCUUGCAGCCCUUCUGUGGCUUUUCAAUCCUCCACCCCAGAGAAAACUCCUUCCUCAGGUCAGGAAAGGCUAGGAAGGCAAGAUUGGAGAAGAAAGUCAGAGAAAGUAUCAAAUGAGAAUUACGGGAGAAAGGGACCACCGCUUUGACGUUGGGCAGAACUCUACACAACCAACGGGGGUCAUGAAGAUUAAGGAGCUUACCAGUGGAAUCUGGAAAGCAUUGGUUUUAAAUUUCUGGGGAGAAUCAUUGUCUUGGAGCUGUGCAAGUAAGUUCUGCUAAAGGACUGACCACAAAAAGGGCCAGGCUUGCCUUUUAUACAUAUAUAUAUAUAAUUUUGUUUACAACAUUUUACUGAGACUUUGAAAUCUAGUUGUAGAGUUGGAAAAAGAUUUCCACUUUGAUGUUUUAUAUAGUCAUGUUUAAUGUUACCAUUGUCUAUUAAAGCACACGGCCACAUCUGUGUAUUACCUGAACUUUGUAUUUUGGGUCCAGUGUAUUGCUCACAUGUUGCUGGCAGAUGCUAACAACAAAAAAUCAAUCCAAAGAAAAAUGGAAAGACAUUCCUAUUUAUAGAAUGAUUGUUUCAUUUAUAUAAAAGCAUAACUUAGGAGUUCUAAUAGAUGAAACGUCUAAUAAAUUAUAAAGUGAUUGAUUUGAAUAUAUUGUAUUUUUAUAACUUUCCUUGCCAAAGCCCUGGACCUAGUUCUUUAGAGAGUAAUUUUCCUCCCUUCUCCUCUACCAUUUGUCUGUCUUCCGUGAGAACAAAGAAAUAAAAGGUUUAACAAGCUUGACAACUAUUUUCAUUUCUAACAUUUUUAAAUGUAUUGUGAAUUCUUUGAUCUGAUAGUCCCCAGAAUAAAUAUCUUUUUGAUAGA